AAGUUUGGAAUUGGGGUUCACCGUCGUAGCCCUAAGGCCUAUCUUCAUUUUUGUUUUUUAAUUUUCCUUUUACAAGGUAAAAAAGUAAGGGGAAAUUAGAAGAAUUGAAUGUUCCUUAACGCCGUUACUUAAACGCGACACGGACGACAGAACGAGAGAAGUCAGCACGACAAAGAGCAGCAGCUUCAUCUAAUUACUCUUAUUAACACGUGUCUCGCUUCCUUUGAUUUCUGAUAAAAAAAGACGAACGACAGAACAAGAGAAGUCUUGGCUCUCUCUCAUUCUCUCCCUCUUUCUGUGUCCGCCGGCGAUGGAGAUUUCUUUAAUUUCCACCAAUCCAAGACCCUAUUUCUGUUCUUCAACAGAGUCUUUGUUAUUCAAGAGAGUUAAGCUUCCUUCAUGGAAUUCUAGAACUUCACAACCUUUAUUAGGUCGGCCAUGUUCUCUAUUUCACAAGGAGAAUUUGUUGAAGGUUAAAUGUAUUCAAAAGAGAGAAAUUCCGGUUUUAGAGGCCAGUUCCAUGGAUGAGGUUUUUGAUACUUUAGCUGAACGCACUCUUCCCACAUCAGCAGAAGCAUCAAAUCCCAAUGCAAAGCAUAUUGUAGGUUUAGCUGGCCCUCCUGGCUCUGGAAAAAGUACUCUAGCUGUUGAAGUUACACAGCGUGUAAACAAGUUAUGGCCUCAAAAGGCUCGAUCUUUUGAUUCUCAAGUUAAGCCUCCAAAUGUCGCUAUAGUUAUUCCAAUGGAUGGGUUCCAUCUAUAUCGUUCCCAGCUUGAUGCAAUGGAGAACCCAGAAGAAGCACAUGCCAGAAGGGGAGCUCCAUGGACUUUUGACCCUAUGCUACUGCUUAGUUGUCUGAAGAACCUAAGGAAUCAGGGGUCUGUUUAUGCACCAUCAUUUGACCAUGGCAUUGGAGAUCCUAUUGAAGAUGAUAUUUUUGUCAGCCUUCAGCAUAAGGUGGUCAUAGUUGAAGGAAAUUAUUUGUUAUUUGAAGGAGGGGUUUGGAAGGAGAUAUCGUCUAUGUUUGAUGAGAAGUGGUUCAUUGAUGUUGACCUUGACACGGCAAUGCAACGAGUUCUAAGACGGCAUAUUGCAACAGGAAAGCACCCUGAUGUUGCUCAAUGGCGGAUUGACUACAAUGAUCGACCUAACGCAGAACUUAUAAUGCCAUCAAGCAAAAAUGCUGACCUGGUGAUCAAGUCUAUUGAUUUCCAAAGAUAGAAAGAUGGCUUCAAUAAUACAUUUUCUGCGAGAGUGGAAAUCUAUGUCCUUAAUUGGAAGUAAAAUCUCUAUUUGCUCAUUGUUCUUACGGUUUAACGACAGUACAUAAAAUUAGUAUAAUAUACCAAAUCAUAGAUAAAUUCAUAGAACAAAGCAACCGUUUGCUUUUUCCUCGUUAAUGCUUUGAUAAAUCGAAGUACGUGAUUAACGUUUUCUAUUUCUCAGUUGGCCAUUGAAAAUGAAGGAAAAAAUUAGAGAGAACUUCGGUUAAAUAGUUUAUUUCAAGUUGAAACAGUGGAUAGAGUAUUUUAUUU
Messenger RNA from Durio zibethinus, 1536 nucleotides. The record is from RefSeq and is a predicted model, not a curated record. Lineage: Eukaryota; Viridiplantae; Streptophyta; Magnoliopsida; Malvales; Malvaceae.